Phoenix dactylifera (date palm) is the source of this 1503-nucleotide messenger RNA. RefSeq lists its product as uncharacterized. The record is from RefSeq and is a predicted model, not a curated record. Lineage: Eukaryota; Viridiplantae; Streptophyta; Magnoliopsida; Arecales; Arecaceae.
UUUCUAUCAUUAUAACUUUCCCUUUUCCUACCACUAGAAGAAGUUGAAGAAGAUGAGGGUGGUGGAGUUUUACUUCUACCUUCUCAUUUCCCCGCUACCUCUCCUUGGUCUUACUGAUGCAGGUCAAGAAGCUAUUCAGCCGGUGAACCUCCGGGAACCAAACCAGUUUAGCCUUCACCUUUCCCCUCACACCACUAGCCCACUUCCCAUUGCAGUCUCUGUCACUGAAGCAGAGCUUUCCGUAGUCUCUUCCAGUGUCUUAGCGGCAGAGAGCUGGCUAAAAACUCAUGUCCUUGCUCCCCUCUCCUCCACUAGGAUCACCACCAUUGAGUUAGGAAAAGGGGUCCUGUGUGACAGAAACCAUGAACACCAAUGGAGCUUGGUUCUGCCCUCUGUUAAAAAUUUGUACUACUGUCUAGUGAGAAGAGGUCUAUUAGAAAAGAUCAAACUUUCUGCUGCCUUUUCCUCUAAUUGCUUCCACCAUCUUCACUUCUCUUUAUCUGGAGGUGAUUUGAAACAGGGCAUACUAAAUCCUUUGCUGGGCUUCCUCCAAGAUAACACCAUGGUUUACUCCAUCGAUUCGUCUUCUGAAUUCUCGCAUCCCCCCGAUAACUACGAACGGGUUUACUCCGUUCAUCGAGUUGCCUCGGAAGAGCUGGGCUUUUCCAAGCUGCCACCUCCAUUUAUGCUUCCAAGUCCUAGAACUCCUCUCUCGCCCAUCCCAUUUGCGCCGGUGCCUGACUCCCACUUCUCUUUCGUGCCCAGUGCUGCCCCAUCGGAAAUCCCCACGAACCCACCUGAUGCGCCACGAGUUCCAUCGCCAUUGCCGAAUGCCUCUCCAUCGAGAGCUCCUGCAGGCAGUCCUCUCAUGUCUGUGUUCCCACCACCAUCGCCCGCUGCCCCUGUGACACCGCAUUCACCAGCUGCCCCUUCAGCUCAAGUCCCGAUAAUCCCAGCUUUUCCGCCUGUAGUAUUCCCACCGUUGGCGCCUUGCUCUGUGCCGGCACCGGAGCCUGCGCCAGGGCCAGGGGAAGAGCAGAAGGGGGGCUUGUGGUGUGUGGCGAAGCCGGCAGUUCCGGCGGAAAAGUUGCAAGAGGCAAUGGACUAUGCCUGUGGGGAAGGUGGGGCUGACUGCGAGGAGAUUAGGCCUAAUGGUAGCUGUUAUUAUCCUGAUACUGUGGUAGCCCAUGCUUCCUAUGCUUUGAAUAGCUGCUGGCAGAAGACGAAGCAUGCCGGAGGCACCUGCAGCUUUGAUGGGACUGCAAUACUUAUUACAUCAGACCCAAGCUUUCAGCAAUGCCGGUUCAUAUUCACUUGAGAUGAUGGUGAUAGAGCCUUGAUGCUGUUCGGAUGCUCUUUUUAAUUUACAUAUAUUUUUGGUCUGAUGAAAUCAAGUAGGUGGUUGUUUUGUGGGUGAGAAAAAUAUUUUGACAACCGAGUUUCAAACAGCAUUUAAGUUUGUUCAGGGACUUUUGGUAUUUAACCGACCUUCUUUACGCAUAA